This is a messenger RNA of Octodon degus (degu), 7229 nucleotides long. RefSeq names its product neuroblastoma amplified sequence (gene Nbas). Lineage: Eukaryota; Metazoa; Chordata; Mammalia; Rodentia; Octodontidae. Gene Ontology annotation, molecular function: SNARE binding. The coding region runs from base 17 to 7153 and encodes 2378 amino acids. Gene Ontology annotation, biological process: retrograde vesicle-mediated transport, Golgi to endoplasmic reticulum. Gene Ontology annotation, cellular component: endoplasmic reticulum membrane; Dsl1/NZR complex. The transcript has 52 exons. The record is from RefSeq and is a predicted model, not a curated record.
GCCGCGGUGUCCGAACAUGGCGGCCUCCGAGUGCGGGCUGGCCUCGGAUCCGGGCGGCGCUGAGGGCGAGGAGGAGACAAUCCUCUACGACUUGCUAGUCAACACUGAGUGGCCGCCGGAGACAGAAGUACAGCCUCGAGGUAACCGAAAGCAUGGGGCAUCAUUUAUCAUCACAAAAGCUAUCAGAGAUCGUUUAUUAUUUUUACGCCAAUACUUCUGGUACAGCCCUGCUCCUUUUUUACUCCCUGAUGGUCUGGUCCGCUUGGUGAAUAAACAGAUAAGCUGGCAUUUGGUACUAGCAAGCAACGGGAAGCUGCUGGCCGCUGUUCAGGACCAGUGUGUGGAGAUCAGGUCUGCUAAAGAUGAUUUUACAUCUAUUAUUGGGAAAUGUCAAGUUCCAAAGGAUCCCAAGCCCCAGUGGAGGCGGGUAGCUUGGAGCUAUGAUUGCACACUGUUGGCCUAUGCGGAGAGCACUGGCACCGUGCGGGUGUUCGACCUCAUGGGAAGCGAGCUCUUUGUCAUUGUCCCGGCUUCUAGUUUAGCUGGUGAUUUGAGCUGUGCCAUCGCUGGAUUGAUAUUUUUAGAAUACAAAGCCAGUGCACAGUGGUCAGCAGAACUCUUGGUCAUCAAUUACCGAGGAGAACUCAGAAGUUACCUCGUCAGUGUUGGAACAAACCAGAGCUACCAGGAGAGUCACAUUUUCAACUUCGGUGGUCAUUAUCCUCAUGGAAUCAGUACUGUGAUUUACCACCCUGCUCACAGACUUCUGCUCAUGGGUGGCUGUGAAGCCACGGAAGCGGGCAUCUCGAAGGCAGCCAGCUGUGGCCUAUCUGCAUGGAGAGUCCUCUCAGGGUCACCUUAUUACAAGCAGGUCACCAGCGGUGGAGACAGGGUCACUACAAUACCUAAGACGCUGGGACUACUGAGGAUGAUAAGUGUCAAGCUUUCUAGCCACCAAGGCCAAGAACAGGAUGGGAUCUUCAAGAUGAGCCUCUCUCCGGAUGGGAGCCUGCUUGCAGCCAUCCACUUCUCCGGGAAGCUGAGCGUCUGGGCCGUGCCAUCCCUGAGGCAGCUGCAUGUGUGGGAGCAGAGUGAGCAACCAGGCUAUGAUGACCUUAAUCCAAAUUGGAGACUCUCUACUGAGAAGAGAAAAAAAAUAAAAGAUAAAGAGUCCUUUUACUCGCUGAUAGAUGUCAGUUGGUGGGCAGACGGUGCUGUGACUUUGGCUCGGUGCUCUGGGGCUUUAACUGUUUCCUCCGUGAAAACCUUGAAGAAUUUAUUGGGAAGAUCCUGUGAGUGGUUUGAACCGUCGCCCCAAGUCACUGCUGCCCAUGAUGGGGGAUUUUUAAGUCUGGAGUGUGAGAUUAAACUCGCCCCCAAACGCUCUCGUUUGGAGGUGCGAGCAGGAGAGGAGGAUGACGGAGAAGAGGAUUCUGACUCUGAUCACGAAACGUCAGCCAAGGCACGCUACUUUGGUUACGUAAAGCAGGGCCUUUACUUGGUGACAGAGAUGGAGCGAUUUGCCCCUCCGCGGAAGCGGCCUCGGACCAUUACCAAGAACUACCGCCUUGUGAGCCUGCGCUCCACGACCCCAGAGGAGCUCUUCCAGCGGAAGAUUGAAAGUGAAGAAUAUGAGGAAGCCUUGUCUUUGGCUCACACCUAUGGCCUGGAUACGGACCUUGUCUACCAGAGGCAGUGGAGGAAGUCGGCCGUCAACAUUGCCUCCAUUCAGAAUUACCUGAGUAAAAUAAAGAAGCGAUCCUGGGUGCUCCACGAGUGUUUGGAGCGAGUUCCUGAAAACGUGGAGGCAGCCCGUGAGUUGCUGCAGUACGGCUUAAAAGGCACUGAUUUGGAGGCGUUGCUGUCCCUGGGGAGUGGCUUGGAUAGCGGCAGAUUUACCUUGCCUGGUGACGUGGACAUUGACGCCAUGUCCUAUGAGGAGCUGUCGCCCCGUGAGGAGGGCCCUGCCUGGAAGCGAAAGGAGAAGGUGCUCCGGGAGAGAUCUAAACUACUUAAACUCGUGAACUUCUCUGAGUUGAACCUGGAACAGAAGGAGCUUUGCCGGUGUAGACUGAAAUUACUGACUUACUUAGAUCGACUUGCAACAUACAAGGAAAUCCUAGGAGUGCCUCAUGUCUCCGAACAGAGAUAUGAUGCUGAGUUCUUUAAGACCUUCAGGAGGCAGAAUAUUGUUCUCUCAGCAAGAACUUAUGCUCGGGAGAGUAAUGUACGAGCCCUGGAGAUCCUGCUUACGUACCACGGCUCCGACCUGCUUCCUCACCGCCUUGCGAUUCUCUCCAACUUUCCGGAGACCACUUCCCCGCAUGAGUAUUCUGCACUGCUGCCUGAAGCUCGUUGUCAUGGUGACUCCUUGGUGAUCAUUCCUUGGCUUGAGCGUAAACACCGAGCUAAAGACUGGUGUGAGGAACUGGAGUGCAGAAUGGUUGUCGAGCCAAGCCUGCAGGAUGAAAGUGAGUUCCUCUAUGCUGCGCAGCCUGAGUUGCUGCGGUUCCGGACCACACAGCUGGGAGUGGAAGAAGUGAUGGGCUGGUACCAGAGCAGGGCUGAGGAGAUCGAGCGCCAUGCCGGCCAGGUGGACUGUGCGCUGUCGUUGGUUCGCCUUGGAAUGGAGCGGCAGAUCCCUGGGCUUCUGCUCCUGUGUGACAACCUGGUUACCCUGGAGACGCUGGUGUAUGAAGCAGGCUGUGAUGCAGCCCUGACCUUGGAAGAACUCCAGAGGAUGGAAGACAUUGAGAAGCUGAGAUUGCUCAUGAGCAGUUGUUCUGAGGACAGCUACGUGACAAGCGCCUACCAGUGGAUGGUGCCCUUCCUGCACCGCUGUGAGAAGCACUCCCCUGGCGUGGCCAGUAGGCUGCUGAGAGAGUAUCUAGUAGCUUUAGCCAAGGAGGACUUACGGCUGCCCCUGAAGAUAUUUCAGCAUUCCAAGAGAGAGCUACCACAGAAAAUUAUCCCUGAUGAGAACCAGCUGAUGGCCACAGCGCUCGAGUGCAUCUACAGCUGCACACGUAGCGACCAGCUCGCUCUCUGCUAUGACAUCCUGGAGUGCCUGCCUCAGAGAGGGCCCGGUCAGAAGACACAGGUAACCUCAACUCUUCAUGACAUGGUGGACCAGCUGGAGCAGAUUCUCAGUGUGUCAGAGCUUUUGGAGAAGCAUGGUCUCGAGAAGCCAAUUUCUUUUGUUAAAGACACACAUUGCGACGCAGAAGAGGCACGCAAGCUGAUGGUGAGGCUGGCCAGGCACACAGGCCGAAAGCAGCCUCCCGUGGGCGAGUCGCACUGGAGGGCGUUGCUGCAGGACAUGCUGUCCAUGCAGCGGAACGUGUACUCGUGUUUGGACGCCGACACUUGUUAUGAGAUAUUUACUGAGAGCCUGCUCUGCUCCAGUCGCCUGGAGAACAUCCAGUUGGCUGGGCAGCUGAUGCACUGUCGGGCCAGUUCAGCAGACCCUGUGGCCAGCGUGGCCCAGAAAGGGAGGCUGCAGCACCAGCUGGGCUAUGAGAAGAGCGUGCACCUGGUUUUGACUGCCAGCAAGGAGUACUUCAACUCCUCCACCAGCCUCAUGGACAGCUGCAUGGACCUGGCCAGGUGCUGCUUACAGCUGAUAGCAGAUAGGCCCACUGCCAUUCAAGAGGAGCUUGACCUCAUCCAGGCCCUUGGAUGUCUUGAAGAGUUUGGGGUGAAGAUCCUGCCUUUGCAAGUGCGACUGUGCACUGACCGAAUCAGCCUCAUAAAAGAAUGUAUUUUGCAAUCCCCCACGUGCUACAAGCAGUCUGCCAAGCUCCUUGGCCUUGCUGAGCUGUUGAGGGUUGCAGGUGAGGACCCAGAAGAACGGCAUGGGCAGGUUCUGAUCCUGUUGGUGGAGCAGGCCCUCCGUUUCCAUGACUACAAAGCAGCCAACCUGCACUGUCAGGAGCUGAUGGCCACAGGUUACUCUCAAAGCUGGGAUGUCUGUAGCCAGCUGGGACAGUCGGAAGGUUACCAGGACUUGGCCACUAGACAGGAGCUCCUGGCUUUUGCGCUGACCCAUUGUCCAUCAGACAACAUAGAGCUCCUCCUGGCAGCCAGAAGCUCUCUGGAGGCCCAAAUUCUUUACCAAAGAGUGAAUUCCCAAAUUCAGGCAGAAGGAGAGGGCAUCGGUGUUUCACCAUUGGUUGGCCGGGCCCCACGUGAGGCUGAGCUGGACAGUCCAGGCAGUGGCUCAGCUGACCUGUUACGAUGGACAACUGCCACCACCAUGAAGGUUCUUUCCAGCACCACAACGACCACCAGGGCUGUGCUGCAGGCUGUCAGUGAUGGGCAGUGGUGGAAGAGGUCUCUGACCUACCUCCGCCCACUCCAGGGGCAAGAAUUUGGUGACUCUUAUCGAGCUGGAACUGUAGCCAAUGAAGACCUAGGAAGGCAAGGAUGUCAUCCUUUCUAUGCGUCGGUCAUCUCAAGUCCUUCUGUUACUGAGGUGGGCGUUGCUUCUGUCCAGUCUGAUGUGACCUUUGACACUGGUCAGUGGCUCGCUGUGGAGAGCUUUGCGGAGGUGCUGCUGAGGACUGGGAAACUGGCGGAGGCUGAGCCUGAUGGGAGUGGAGCAUUUCCAACCACGGAAGUUCUCUUACAGCUAGCGAGCGAUGCUUUGCCCUGCGACAUGACUUUGGCCCUUGCUUAUCUCCUUGCCUUACCACAGGUGUUAGAUGCGAAUCGCUGCUUUGCGAAGCAGUCACACUCGGCACUGUCACUCCAGCUGGCAGCAUACUACUACAGCCUCCAGAUCUACGCCCGCCUGGCACCGUGCUUCAGUGACAAGUGCCACCCUCUGUACAGAGCUGACCCCAAAGAGCUAAUCAGGAUGGUCACCAGCCACGUGACUCGUCAUGGACAUGAAGCCUGGCCAGAGGACCUGGUCUCGCUCACAGAGCAGCUGCAUUACUACAACGAGCGGCUGCUGGACCUCACACAGGCGCAGCUCCUGCAGGGCCUGGGCAAGGGCGUGGACGUGCAGCGCUUCACUGCUGAUGACCAGUACAAGCGGGAGACCAUCCUUGGACUGGCAGAAACUCUUGAGGAGACUGUCUAUAGCAUUGUGCUCUCCCUGGCGCAGCGGUGUGGCGUCUCCCGCUGGGAAGUCUUCAUGACGCACUUGGAGUUCCUGUUCACUGACAGCGGUUUGCCCACUGCUGAAAUUGAGAAGCGAGCCCAGGCCCUUAACCUCUUUGAGACUCUGAAGAUGGAUCCAGAAGCCUUUCAUAGGCACAUGGCCAAGUACAUCUACCCCACCAUCGGUGGCCUGGACCAUGAGAGGCUGCUGUAUUAUUUCACUCUUCUGGACAGCUGUGGCUGCGCAGAAUUGGGGAACCUGGCCCUGAAGCCUGAGACCCACAUACGGCUGCUGAAGAAGUUUAAAGUUGUCGCGGCAGGUCUCAACUAUAAAAAGCUGACAGAUGGAAGCACGAGCCCUCUGGAAGCCUUGGAGCCUGUUCUUUCAAGUCAGAACAUCUUAGCUAUCUCCAAACUUGCUCCCAGCAUCCCAGAGGAGGAUGGAGGGAUGCUGUCCCCAAGCUCAUUGUAUGCUGUCUGGCUGCAGAAACUGUUUUGGAUGGGGGACCCUCACCUGGUCAAGCAGGUCCCUGAGUCCUUCCCGGAGUGGCUUCGUGCCUACGAUGUCUGCGUGAGGUACUUCGACCGCCUGCACCCAGGAGACCUCAUCACUGUGCUGGAUGCAGUUACAUUUUCUCCAGAAGCUGUGGCCAAGCUGUCUGUGGAUGUGCGUGAAGAGAUGACCAGGAAGGCCAUUGCCACCAUCACGCACUUGAUGGAGAAGCCACGGAAGGGGAAUUCAGAAGACAGAAGUCGGGCAGCUGGCACCUCUGAGGUCACGUACGCCUGUGCUCGGGACCACCUGCAGAAGUCGCUCACUCACCUGGGGACACUGGGCCACAGCUUCAUCCUCUCUCUGAAGGACAGUGAGCAGGAGGCCCUGCAGAGGUACCACACACUGUACGACCUCUCCCGCUCAGAAGAGGGGGCACUGCGCAGCCUGGCUGUGAGCAUGUGUUUGGAUGGCCAGCCUCUGGCCAUGAUUCAGCAGCUGCUUGAGGUGGCUGUUGGCCCCCAGGACUUGUCCCCCAAGGACAUCGUGCGAAGUGCCAUCGAGCAAAUAAUUUCUGCAUUGAGUGGAGGCAGUGCUGACCUCACUGGGAUGAGGGACCCACUCCAGGUCCUGGAAGGCGUGGUGGCAGCUGUGCAUGCCAGUGCUGACAUGGGGGAGCAGCUGGUGACCCCUGAGGACCUGCUGGAGUGGCUGCGGCCCUUCUGUGCAGAUGAGGCGCUCCCUGUGCAGCCCCGUGUCCGUGUGCUGCAGGUUUUGGAGCAGUCCUGCCACCUGACGGAGGAGGACAGCAGGCUGCUGGUGUUCUUCCGGACGGAGGCUAUACUCAAGGCUGCCUGGCCUGGAAGGCAGGUGGCUGCUGCUGACGUCCAGAGUGGGGAGCAACGCUCUGCCCUGUUCACAGAACUCCUGGAGCACAGCCGCUCGGAGGCCGAGUUUCAGCAUCUGGCCCUGCUCUUGCAGGCCUGGCCCCCUCUGCAGUGCGAGCACUCGGCUGGUGUGACCAGGAGCCCGUGGCUGAGACUGGCGACUGCAAUGCUGACCUGGUGCUCACCUCAGGGCAAGGAGGCUGUGGGGAAUGAGGUCCUGAGGAUGUGCCGCUCGCUGGUCCACACUGAGCAGGCGCUGCCCACUGAGGGCAUGAAGGAGCUGUGCCUGCUGCUGCGUGACCAGGGACUGCUGUUGCCCUCCCUAAAGCUGUUGCUGGAGCACCCGGAGCCUGAACUGCAUUCCCUGGCACUGGAGCAGGUCACCGCUGUCACGCAGGUGGAUGACUCCAGCUGUGAUCCUGAGCUGCUGUCCCUACUUCUGGACACCGGGCUGCUGGUGCCCUGUGUCCCUACCCCCUUCUACCCGUGCCUGGUCCACCACCUGCUGGCAGCACAGGACCACUGGGAUGCAGAGCAGCUGGCUGCACAACUGUGGGAGGCUGGCCACGAGGCGGAGGCUGGGUCGCUCCUGCUGGCCACGCGGGGGACACACCAGGCUCUGAGGACUUUCCGUGCCGCCCUGGGUGCUGGGCAGCCAUGGGGGUGAGGGAGGAGACUCAGGCUGCUCUGCUGAGGGUCUCUGUUCCCAGCAUUGCAAAUAAAGCCAAGCACCUGCCAGCGUC